CUGUCAGCUGAUAGACUCUUCGUAAUUGCUUUCCAACCAAAACUAAUUUCGAUUUUCGCACAGAGAAAACGUCAGGCACCAUUCAACAUGGGCUUGAAAUACGCGAUCAAAAGCUAGUUGUAGCUGAAAUAUUGCUCUAAUUGUAGUUUUAUUGUUAUUAUAGUUUCGUUUUACAUGUAUAUUGUGUAACUCAUAAAUUAGUCAAAAAUGGAUACAUUAAUCUUAGGAUAUCUCAAUUAUGGCGUUUGUUGAUCAUUAAAAAAUUACGUUCGGUUGAUCAUUUUCUUUCUACUUAAUGUCUGCUUUUCGUUUGUGAUCGUCUGUUUUGUUCGCGUUUUCGUGUUUACUCGAAAUGGUUAAGGAGAAGCCUAAUUCUAUUCGUAUUUACGACGACGAAGGAUUCCGACGACGCGCCGCUUGUAUAUGUGUACGAUCGGACGCCGAGACCGAGGUGCUGCUGGUGACGUCGUCUCGGCGGCCUGACAACUGGAUCGUGCCGGGCGGCGGCGUGGAGCCCGAGGAGGAGCCCUCUGUGACGGCCAUGCGCGAGGUGCUGGAGGAGGCUGGCGUCAUCGGCAAGCUGGGCCGCUGCCUGGGAGUCUUUGAGAACAGAGAGCAUAAACACCGCACCGAGGUGUAUGUGAUGACAGUGACCCAAGAACUAGCGGAGUGGGAGGACUCUCGGCAGAUGGGCAGGAAGCGGCAGUGGUUCUCCAUCGACGACGCGCUCGCCCAACUCGCGCUGCACAAGCCCAUCCAGCGCCACUACCUGCAGCAAUUGAAGCGCUCCAAGCAGAAGCCUGAAGACACCCGCAGCUAACUUGAAGCGCUUCAAGCGCUGACAGCUAACUAUAGCUCGUAGGUAACGGCUUGCGACGCCUCGGUAACGGCGUGAUGCGAUUUGCAGUACCGUACAUCCCGCUCCGACUCUUAUGUUCUCUAUUAUUCAAAUCAUUUUAAAUGUUCACAUAAUGGAUAGCUCUUGUCUAAUUUCACUUACCGCAUCAUUUAAAGUAAUAAAUACUUCUAUAAAAGCAAAUACGACAUAACGACAUAAAAAUACUAGGAUUUUUCUUAUCUACUUGCCUUUCGACUAUCAUAAAUGCUAGGUCAAUGAAGAUACUUUUUUUUUAAGAGUUUUAAACAAAGUGCCUAAACACGUAAAUACAAGAAAUUGAACAUUUCUAUAGUCCUAAGUUACCGUAGGGACUGGGUAAAUGUUAUUGAAUGGAAUGUAAGUUAUUUAUUAUAUUAUUAUUUUUUUUAAACUUGACGAUGCUGUUUUGUGUUAGAAAAUGCCGGAAAUUGGAUGUUUUUGUAUAAUUUGUAUGAUGUAGGCUUUUUUAAUAUUUAAUCUAGAAUUCAUUAUAGCAUUUCUUUAUAACUUGACGGAAAACUGCAAAAUGUUUUGAUAACAGAUAUGUUAUUCUGAAGUGAUGUUGAAAAUUUCAAAUAUAGCAAUAAAAUAUGAAAGUUUGACCGAAACUUUAGUAAUUGAUGGUUUUUGUGCCUAAGGAUUUUAUUGAAGUAGAUUUGAUAUAACUUGGGCGCUGUUUGCUGCUUGCAAGAAUGGCUAUUAGCUUGCUAAGUUACGAUUAAAGGCUGAUUGUAGAGUGUAAAUGUAUUAGAGAGAUUUGUAUGUACUAAUUUAUCGCUGUAACAGUUCAGCAUUCAACCAAGUGAAGCAAUACAUAAGUUACAUUGGUUUACAUAAGUCUGACGUGAGCUUGGUAUACGGACAGUUCGAAAUUUUAAGAAAUUAUUGAAGAUUUAAAUACGUGUAGACAGGCCAUUACGAAAUUAACAUUGAAUGAGUAGUACAAUUUGUGUUAGUUAACCUGUAUGUCUCUUGUUUGUAUCAGAUCGUAGAUAAUUAUGUAAUUGUUUUUAAACAUUUCCCAUACAAAUGAAAAUAGUAAAUUUAGAAUUCCUUUAUUUUAUUUGACAGAAACCUUUCAAGUACUUUUUUACGUAAUGGCCUUUCUAUACAGUUGUAUGUCUAUGGUCAAUGAUAGACUAUGAAUGAUUUUGGAUAUUUUAGACCAUUGAAAAAAUGUUUUAUGCUUGUAUAAAUAAAAUGAUUGUGGUAUGUCGGGGCUGCGACGGUACUGCGACGGUACUGCAAAUUGUCCGCGCGGCGUCAGGCUUCACAAGAUGGCGGACCGCUAGUACACAACUAUUGUAACAUCUCCUUUUACUAUUUUUACGUAUAUUUUUAUACUACGAUGGAAUAAAUGUUAAUUUUAUUUUGUUAGCAUUAAAACAAAAGACAUAC
This is a messenger RNA of Papilio polytes (common Mormon), 2275 nucleotides long. It is a transcript of the gene Aps, whose product is annotated as diphosphoinositol polyphosphate phosphohydrolase 2. Gene Ontology annotation, molecular function: endopolyphosphatase activity; bis(5'-adenosyl)-hexaphosphatase activity; bis(5'-adenosyl)-pentaphosphatase activity. Bases 353 to 820 code for a protein of 155 amino acids. The transcript has 3 exons. NCBI's taxonomy places the organism in Eukaryota, Metazoa, Arthropoda, Insecta, Lepidoptera, Papilionidae. The record is from RefSeq and is a predicted model, not a curated record. Gene Ontology annotation, biological process: adenosine 5'-(hexahydrogen pentaphosphate) catabolic process; diadenosine hexaphosphate catabolic process; diphosphoinositol polyphosphate metabolic process. Gene Ontology annotation, cellular component: nucleus; cytoplasm.